Odobenus rosmarus divergens (Pacific walrus) is the source of this 1722-nucleotide messenger RNA. RefSeq names its product 5-azacytidine induced 2 (gene AZI2). The transcript is spliced from 8 exons. The record is from RefSeq and is a predicted model, not a curated record. Gene Ontology annotation, biological process: canonical NF-kappaB signal transduction. Bases 310 to 1491 code for a protein of 393 amino acids. Gene Ontology annotation, cellular component: cytoplasm. NCBI's taxonomy places the organism in Eukaryota, Metazoa, Chordata, Mammalia, Carnivora, Odobenidae.
GCUGGGUAACGGGCCUUCUCCGGCAGCCGCUCGGCCUCUCCUUCGGCUUGUCCCUCCUUCCACAACCUCCGGAGCCCCAGUCGACGGGCCGGGCUGCGCCGCUAGCGGCGCAGCUGAAGAAAUGGGAAUUCCUCCGAGGCGUUCCCGGAGCGGCUGCCUUCUCUGGGGAAGCGGCGGUGUCUUCGAGGAAACCGGAAGCCCGUGGUGACCCCUGGCGACCCGGUUUGUUUUCCGUCCGUUUGCAAACACUGGGGAAUCGAAACUCGGCGGCCCUGGGGGCGGCCCUACGUAGCCUGUCUUCGGGCUGUCAUGGAUGCACUGGUAGAAGAUGAUAUCUGCAUUCUGAAUCAUGAAAAAGCACAUAGGAGAGACACAGUGACUCCAAUCUCAAUAUAUUCAGGAGAUGAAUCUGUUGCUUCACAUUUUGCCCUUGUCACUGCGUAUGAAGACAUCAAAAAACGACUUAAGGAUUCAGAGAAAGAGAACUCUUUCUUAAAGAAAAGAAUAAGAUUUUUGGAGGAAAAGCUUAUAGGAGCUCGAUUAGACGAAGAAACAAGUUCUGUGGGACGUGAACAAGUAAAUAAAGCCUAUCAUGCCUAUCGAGAGGUUUGCAUUGAUAGAGAUAAUUUGAAAAGCAAAUUGGAUAAAAUGAAUAAAGACAACUCUGAAUCUUUGAAAGUAUUGAAUGAACAGCUACAAUCUAAAGAAGUAGAACUCCUCCAGCUAAGGACAGAGGUGGAAACUCAGCAGGUGAUGAGGAAUUUAAAUCCACCUUCAUCAAACUGGGAGGUGGAAAAGUUGAGCUGUGACCUGAAGAUCCAUGGUUUGGAACAAGAGCUGGAACUGAUGAGGAAAGAAUGUAGUGACCUCAAAAUACAGCUACAAAAAGCCAAACAAACGGAUCAAUCUCAGGAAGACAAUCUGAAGAGCAGCGAUCUCCAAAGACUGAGCAUUUCAAGUGAUAAUAUGCAAAAUGCAUACUGGGAACUGAAGAGAGAAAUGUCUAAUUUACAUUUGGUGACUCAAGUACAAGCUGAACUACUAAGAAAACUGAAAACCCCAACUACAAUCAAGAAAGCCUGUGCCCCAGUAGGAUGCAUGGAAGACCUUGGGAGAGACAGCACAAAACUGCACUUGGCGAAUUUUACUGCAACAUACAAAAGACAUUCCCCCCUCUCACCAAACGGCAAAACUGUUUGCCAUACCACAUCUUCCCCUUUACCAGGAGAUAUAAAGGUUUUAUCAGAGAAAGCAAUUCUCCAAUCAUGGACAGAUAAUGAGCGAUCCAUUCUUCAUGAUGGUACUAACUUUCAGGAACACAACUCUUAUGGCAGAAAUUCUCUGGAAGAUAAUUCUUGGGUAUUCCCAAGCCCUCCUAAAUCAAGUGAGACAGCAUUUGGGGAAACUAAAAAUAAAACUUUGCCUUUACCCAACCUGCCACCACUGCAUUACUUGGAUCAACAUAAUCAAAACUGUCUUUAUAAGAAUUAAUUCUGAAGAGAUUCAUGAUCUGGUCAUGCUCCCUCAGUGGCACUCUCAAGAAAUUAACAAACUGAAAGCAGAUUUUGAUUAAACUUUUGCAGAGUUCUUCGGUAUAUACAUUUGCACAUACUGUUCCACAUUAUGUAGUUGAUUUUCCAGUAUGAAAGAGCACCCUCCAGCUCCAUGUUCCGGCUAAGAAUCAGACAUAUGCUACUUAUUAAUAAACUUAAGGUGUUUCAG